AUGGCGGCUCCUCCAGAGGUGUCGAUGCAGGAUUUUACCGGCUCUUGGGCAUUGAGCAAACCUCUUUCCGGUGCAUUCGACCCAGUCUUUGCGGUCCAGGGCAUCCCUUGGAUCAUUCGCAAAAUCAUCAGCAUCGCCUCGUUGUCAAUGAAGGUGGAGAAGGAGGUUGACGAAGCCGGAACAAAGAUAUUGGUUUUCACCCAGAUCGCAUCCGUCGCCAUCGCCGGGCUCAGCGAGGAAAGGGAAGUCCGCGUGCUGGAUGGGCGAGAGAAAUUUCACUCCUCUGCUUUAUUCGGCACCUCAUCUGCCCGGUCCCGCAUGGUAGAUCUAUCGACUGCCAAGGGUCACGAUGGGGAGCCCCUGGACCCGGAGUUGACCAAAGACUUUCUGGACGAAGGAGAGCCCGGCGGGGAAAACAACUUGUAUGAUCUCAUCGUCCAUCAGACUGCCGGCUGGGCCAUGGAACAGGUUUGGGGAUUUGGUAUGGUGAACGGUGAGAGACGGCUUAUGAGGACACUGAAGAUCAAGAAAGGUGACCGGGUGGCAUAUACGAGAGCCAUUUUUGAUUGGAAGGGAAGAGAUGUCGGUAAAUAA
Molecule: messenger RNA, 594 nt
Organism: Penicillium longicatenatum
Lineage: Eukaryota; Fungi; Ascomycota; Eurotiomycetes; Eurotiales; Aspergillaceae
Exons: 2
Coding region: 1-594 (197 amino acids)
Source: RefSeq, a predicted model, not a curated record